Messenger RNA from Glycine soja, 2296 nucleotides. Its product is annotated as isoflavone 7-O-methyltransferase-like. Gene Ontology annotation, molecular function: protein dimerization activity; S-adenosylmethionine-dependent methyltransferase activity; O-methyltransferase activity. NCBI's taxonomy places the organism in Eukaryota, Viridiplantae, Streptophyta, Magnoliopsida, Fabales, Fabaceae. The record is from RefSeq and is a predicted model, not a curated record. Bases 116 to 1264 code for a protein of 382 amino acids. The transcript has 3 exons. Gene Ontology annotation, biological process: methylation.
AUAGUAGUAUUAGAAUUCCUAAGUGGCCAGUUUAGGGUGUUAGUGAAACUUUUUUAUAAAGGGCAGCAGCAAAUUCUGAAACAACACAAAACACAACAAAAAUUUACAAGCAACUAUGGCUUCAAGCAAUGGCCGAAAAGCAACUGAGAUCUUCCAAGGACAAGCUAUCUUAUACAGAUGCAUGUUUGCCUUCCUAGAUUCCAUGUGUCUCAAAUCGAUUAUUGAGCUUGGCAUACCAGACAUAAUCCACAAGCAUGGCCAACCCAUUACUCUUUCUGAGUUGGUGUCAAUUCUGAAUGUUCCACCAGCUAGAGUUGGUCACGUGCAAAGUCUCAUGCGCUACCUUGCACACCAUGGAUUCUUUGAAAGACUAAGAAUCCAUCUUGAAAAAGAAUCUUAUGCUCUCACUGCUGCUUCAGAGCUACUUGUCAAAAGCAGUGAGCUUUGUUUAACUCCAAUGGUUGAGAAAGUGCUUGACCCAACUCUCUCAGCUUCAUUCCAUCAAAUGAAGAAGUGGGUUUAUGAGGAAGAUCUCUCAGUGUUUGAUAUCUCCUUAGGCUGUAGUUUGUGGGAUUUUCUUAACAAAAACCCUUCAUACAAUGAGUUAUUCAAUGAGGCAAUGACUAGAGAUUCUCAAGUGAGUAACUUGGCAUUGAGAGAUUGCAAGUUGGUGUUUGAGGGACUGGAAUCCAUUGUGGACGUUGGUGGUGGAACUGGAGCCACUGCCAAGAUGAUCUGUGAGGCAUUUCCUGACUUGAAAUGCGUUGUUCUUGACCGUCCUCGGGUUGUGGAGAACUUGUCAGGAAACAACAAUUUGACAUAUGUUGCUGGGGACAUGUUCAAAACUAUUCCUAAGGCUGAUGCUGUUCUGCUUAAGUGGAUUCUUCAUGAUUGGGCUGAUAAAGAUUGCAGAAAGAUAUUAGAGAAUUGUAAAGAAGCUAUUUCUUCAAAUAAUGGCAAAAGAGGAAAAAUAAUUGUCAUAGAUAUGGUCAUUAACGAAAAACAAGAUGAGCAAAAAAUUACUGAACUAAAGCUCCUUUGGGAUGUAAGCAUGGCAUGUGCAUUCAAUGGAAAAGAGAGAAAUGAAGAAGAAUGGAACAAACUCUUCAUGGAAGCAGGGCUCCAAGACUACAAAAUAUCUCCCUUGACCGGUCAAUCUAGGUUUCUGCUUCCUCCUGCAAUUGAAGCGCAAGCUCAAGUUGCAUCUCCACUUCGCCCAUGUUUGGUCGUUCCAUUCCCUGCUUAUGCAAACACCUCUCAGUAAUGUCAACGAACGCUUUCCAACAAUCUGGAGCAAUUCUGGACUUAAUAAACGGAUCAACUAUUUUUUCUGUUUGCAACUCCAGCGAAUAUUUCGGUUCAUCAUUCAUAAGUCGAUUACGUUCCAAAAACAAAUCUUUCCCCUGCUUUGCACUCACCACUUCCAAUAGAACCACCCCAAAUGAAAACACGUUUGAUUUCACAGUCAAGAUGCCGGUUGCCAAAUACUCAGGAUCACAAUAUGCGAAAGUGUCAUGGUUUCUAGCAACAAGAGAUGAAUUUGCGACAUCAAUACUUCCCCUUUUGGACAACAACAAGCCUGAAAUUUUAGGCUCCCAGAUUUGGUCCAAAAGGAUGUAACAUGUUUUGAAAAAAUUGUGUAUGACAGAACACUUGCCUCCUGUGUGUAGAUAGUGCAAUCCACGUGCAACACCAAUGCAAAUUUGAAGCCUCCUUUUCCACGGUAGUGGAUCAACUUUGUGAUUGCUUUUAGGAUGAAGGUGAUCACUGAGGGCACCGUUAAGCAUGUAUUCAUGGACAAGAAUCAGAUGGGGGUGGUCUCUUUCAAUGCAAAAUCCAAUUAAAGGCAUGAUGUUGGGGUGGUGGAGCUGACAAAGGAAGAGAACCUCGUUCUUCAACUGAGACUCUGAGAGACCAGAAAGAGAACCCUUCCUGAACCACUUAAUUGCAACAGUGGUAGCACCUUUUUUCAGAUAACCUUUGUACACAACCCCGAAUGAAUCUUCUCCAAUCACCGAAGGUUUCUUGAUGUUUCUCACUGCUGACUUUAUCUCUUCAAGUGAAAAGUGGGUGCAAAGUUCUUCCAGGAUGUUGAAGGUUGUUGUCCCGAGUAGUCUGUUUUCCCCUGGAUCAUUGAUAGAGAAACACGACAAAAGUGGAAAAAGACCCAUUUGUGCAAUGAUUGAAGAAGUCUAAGGCAUAAAUAAACCAUAUGUAAUGGACUAUUAUACGUGCGUAAGAUUGCCCUUAAAUUGCUAACUACAGUUAUUUGCUAACUAAAGCCAUGGUUUUGGAA